Messenger RNA from Dendrobium catenatum, 4009 nucleotides. RefSeq lists its product as uncharacterized. The transcript is spliced from 4 exons. Lineage: Eukaryota; Viridiplantae; Streptophyta; Magnoliopsida; Asparagales; Orchidaceae. The record is from RefSeq and is a predicted model, not a curated record. The coding region runs from base 46 to 1611 and encodes 521 amino acids.
AAGCUCUCUGUUUCUUUCCCUUUCCCUAAAGCUUGAACUCAAUUAAUGGACCCUUAUCGGAUCCUCGUCCUCCUCUCCUUCUUUCUUCGCCUCCAUGAAGGUUGGGCCACCGCCGUUCAAGGCGGCCAAUUUGCAAAGGGCAGCAUAGAAGUCGGCGGCCUCGAGCUCCGCGAGCACACCACAUUCACUAAAAUCUGGACCGCCGCCCCGCUCAACUCCGGCGACUCCAGCGCCACUUUCUUCUCUCCUUCCUCCCUUCCCUCCGGCUUCUUCCCCCUCGGCUCGCACGCUCAAUCCCACACCCCCAAUCCCUCCCCAACUCGCGCCCUCAUUGCCCGCGACACCGCCAACUCCCUCGCCUCCCCCACCGACUUUACCGUCCUCUUCUCCAGCAACUUCUCCUCCCCUUCCCCCGUCUUCUUCUGGCUUCCCAUACCCCCUCCAGGCUACACCGCCGCCGGCCACGUCAUCACCACCUCCCCACAAAAACCCCCUCUCUCCUCCCUCCGCUGCCUCCCCAACCACCUCCUCGAACCAUGCCAUUCCGACGCCCCAACUUGGUCCCCCAAAUCGGACCUCCCUUUCACCGUCCACCUCUCCUACUCCCUCGGCACCUUCGUCGCCGGCGGCGAACCUCCUCUCCAUUGCCUAAAGAAGAAUGACAUAGCCCUCGCUGCGAUGCCGAAUCUCACCCAAAUCAGGGCCCUGAUCCAAACCUUCUCCCCCAUAUUCAAUUUUCACCCGAAAGAGCUCUACCUACCCUCAUCCGUCCCCUGGUUCUUCAACAACGGCGCGCUGCUUUACACUAACAGCAGCUCGAACGGCCCGGUCCGCAUCGAUCCGCCCGGCACCAACCUUCCCCAGGGUGGCACCAACGACGGAGCCUACUGGCUCGACCUUCCCACCGACCCUGCUUCUCAGAAUACCAUCAAAGCUGGAAACCUUUCCUUCGCCGAGGCCUACAUCCACAUCAAGCCGACGCUCGACGGCACCGCUACCGAUAUCGUUUUCUGGCUCUUCUACCCUUUCAAUGGCCCGGCGAGGGCUAGGGCGGGGUUCAUCGAAAUAUCCCUAGGGCGAAUCGGAGAGCACGUCGGGGAUUGGGAGCACGUGACUCAGAGAUUCAGCAACUUCGACGGCGAGAUGACGCAGAUGUACUUCUCUCAGCACAGCUCCGGGGAAUGGGUGAACGCGGCAGAGCUAGAGUAUGCUGCGGUGGGGGAGAGGCGGCCGGCGGCGUAUGCGACGCUACACGGGCACGCGUUUUAUAGCAAGGCGGGGCUGGUGUUGAAGGGGGAAGCGGAGAAGAUUGGGAUAAAGGAUGAGACGGCGGAAGAGGGAGCGGUGAUGGACGCGGCGGCGGGUUGCCUGGUGGUGUCAGCGGAGCAUUUGGGGUUGGAGGAACCGGCGUGGUUGCAGUAUAUGAGAGAGUGGGGGCCGAAGGUGAGCUAUGACGUGGAUAAGGAGUUGGGGAAGAUGAUGAGGUUUCUGCCGGGGAAGAUGAAGAGAGGGCUGAGGACUCUGGUGGGCAGGCUGCCGAAGGAGAUGCUGGGGGAAGAAGGGCCGACAGGGCCGAAGGGGAAAGCCAGCUGGAAUGGGGAGGAGUCCUAGAUGACGAUGAUGAUGAUGAUUUACCAUCAGCUUAUCCUAGAUGACAAUGCAACCAUUUGCAGCUGCUUUUGAACAGUUGUAAAUGGAAGGUUUUUGUUGGAAGAAUGCUAAGCAGUUACCUGUGCUAAACGAGUCCCAUGUCCUUUCGGAGCGAGCAGAACAAGACCAUGCCAUGCAUUUCUAAAACCCACAAUUUCAAAAAGUCCAUCGUCCACGUAAGGAGUUCCCCAUGGAUUCAAACCUCCAGAAAAGCUAGGUAAGUUGAGACAAAUUAUGGACCUAAUGCUGCAAAUUGUAUAGAAUUUGAUUAGUAGGAUGACAAUCAUAGAUUCCAAAUUUUGUAUAGCACAGAGACAAUAUGAUAGGCAGUUUUUCAUUGAAAAAAAGGCAAUAAACAACUGCAUUAACUAGCAUUAAUAACAUUCUACAGUAACUGAAGAGCGGAAUGGUAGACAAUACAGUCUAGUCAACGAUCUAUAUUUUCCUACACUAAAAAGGGUGUACUUAAGGGGUAAAUGAAUCGAGCUAGCUCUGGCUUGAAUUUGAAUUUUGAUUUUCUUAACAACCUGAUCUACUUUAGAGAGAAGGUUAUUUCCAUAACUUUAAUGAGACUUCUAGAUUAUAAUAGAGGCAAGUAACCAUUAUUCCAAACUCAUCUUCUACGGAAUGGCGAAGAAUAUAAUACCAAAUCAAAUGCUCAUAUUACCAGCCUUUAUAUGUGUGUGGAGGUUUAGUUCACCAAAAGGUUUAAAGUAGAAUAAAAGAUUUAGAGUUGCUAGCCUAGCUGAUAAAAAUCCCUAGUAAGUUGUUCGCGCAUAAAUUAAAUAUUCCAUUAAAUUUUAAAGAAGAGUACAUCAUAUGUAUUUGGAGUUGAAUGAUAGAUAUAUAACUUUCUCUAUGUUAGUAACUGAGAUGAAUUACUUAUUAUGAAAACAAAAGCUGGAAGUGGAGAAGAAAGCAUUGAUACUGCUGCUAUUACUAUCUUCUCUUCUUGGUUGUAAGCUUCUCUCUCUCUUCCCUUCUUUGUUGUAAAAGCUUCUCCCAAUUAUGGCUGAAAGCUUAAGCCUCUCUCUACUUUUGUUUAGUUAUAAGACGCUUCAACACAAUGCAAGCAUCUCCUCAUAUAGUGCUUAGAGGUGUUAGAUAAUAAGAUUGAGUAUGUUAGGUAGAUGGAAGUAGGUAUUAUAAUAUAGAUGUUAAAUAUUGGAUGAUAGAUAAUAAAUUUAUAAGAGCGAGAUAGAGUAGUAGGUAAUAUGAGUUAGGUAGAGAAAUUUAUUUUCACAUCUUAAUACUAUCCAACUUGGAGAUAGAAUUUCAAUUUACUUAUUUAGUGAUCAAUAUUUAGACACCUCUCCUAUGUGGCACCUUCAUAUCAUCAUUCGUGGAUGCUAAUCAGGCUUUAAGAAGCCUCAAUUAAAAUCACAGUAGUUGAUAAAAUGUGUUGCCAAAGGACCCAGCCGUUACAUGCUUUAUUUAUAUGAAUCAUCUCUCUAACAGUUGGGUCCUUUGGCAACAUAUUUUGUCAAGUCCUGUGAUUUUAAUUGAAUAAUAUUUGACCUCAAACUUUCUUUAUGAAUCUACCAAGAAAAAAAUGUAUGAGCUUAAUAGAAAAAAAAAAAAGAGGGGGAGAGAAAGAAAGGAGAGAGAACACAAUUAAGAAUGUUGAAAAUAAAUGAUAUAUAAAAUAUAUUUAAUUAUUUGUAAUUUAGAGAUUAGCCCCAUUAACUGAAUACACUCUUCUAGUAAUGAUAAAAUAGAGUCAAGUAAGCAAUUUUAUCUCAACAUCCACUUAUAAUACCUAAAAUUCCUCUCUUAUUUAACAUUUGGAGAUAUCUUUAACUCUUUUAGGCUCAAGGAUCAAAUUGACUCAAUUUACAUUAGUUGAGGAGCUAAAAUGGGGCAAUGUGACACUCUGGGACUAAAUUGGAUAUUUAUUGAUAGUCGGGGGACUAAUUUGAGCUUUUAGUCGUUGUUGAUGAAAACAAAAGACUUGAAAUUCAAACCAGGUGAUAAGGCAAUUGUCAUUUGGACUUUGAAAGAUUUCUUAUAUGGACAUUUAAGAAAUUAAUUGCAAGAAAGGUGUGGCAUAUUAAGUCUUCAACACUUUGCGAUGUAUGCUGAUAAACUAAAAAUCCUAGGGAGGUAUUCUAGACUUCAAUGUAUCUAAUUUGAGUUUACUUUAUGAACCUGCAAGCAGUGUCAUUGAUUCUUCUCUCUUUAUUUUCCUCUUAGUGAAUUCACAUCCACAACUUAUCACAGAAAUCUACUUUAUCUUGUUCCAUAAACUAUUCUGAAUGAGGAAAUUAUGUUCACUACUGAUGGUGGAUAUCAGAAGUAUCUUACACGCUAGUGUGUAAAAACCUCAUUUGCGGUGAUUCAUAGAUUACCUUAUAGGAAA